Anopheles maculipalpis is the source of this 972-nucleotide messenger RNA. RefSeq names its product single-strand selective monofunctional uracil DNA glycosylase (gene Smug). Gene Ontology annotation, molecular function: oxidized pyrimidine nucleobase lesion DNA N-glycosylase activity; single-strand selective uracil DNA N-glycosylase activity. Lineage: Eukaryota; Metazoa; Arthropoda; Insecta; Diptera; Culicidae. Bases 1 to 972 code for a protein of 323 amino acids. The transcript is spliced from 3 exons. Gene Ontology annotation, biological process: base-excision repair. The record is from RefSeq and is a predicted model, not a curated record.
AUGUUGCGCAAAAAGUUAAAACUAGACGAAAAAGCAGCGGACACGCGUUCCGGUGAAUUUACGCUUUCCCAGUUUGCAAACGUGCCAAAAGCAAAGAUUAGCACCAAUUCAGUUCCCGCUGAAACGGUGCUCCAGUCGCCUAAAAGUGAAUUUGAAGCGAGGAAGCUAGUCGAAGAUGAAGUUACACCGAACCCGGCAAUGAUUCCCUACUGGCGCCAAGUUUACCUUAUCGAACGAGAGUUAUCGGCAGCACUACGCAAGGUCGUUCUACCGUCGGAUGUUGCCGCCUGCUAUGAUCCGAUCGAGUAUGCUUCGGAAAUACAUUGUGGCUAUCUGCAGCGUUUUCUCGACGGUCCAAAGCCCGUACUGUUUGUCGGCAUGAAUCCGGGACCGUGGGGCAUGUGCCAAACUGGGGUACCAUUCGGAUACGUCCCGGCCGUGAAGGAUUGGAUGGGAUUGCGAGGAUCGGUAACGAAACCGGUACCGGAACUCUCUGCCAGACCCGUGGAAGGUUUAGCGUGUACACGUGAGGAACAGAGCGGAAAGCGUUGGUGGGGAUUGUAUGAAGAACUUUGUGGAACGGCUGACCAAUUCUUCCGUUCCUGCUUCGUGUACAAUCUUUGUCCGUUGGCUUUUUUUCAUCAGACUGGACGUAACAUUACGCCCAGCGAGCUGAAGGGAAAAUCAAAAGGAGAGAUUCAAUCGAUUUCGGAACAGUACCUGGCGAAGGCACUAACUUUACUGAAGCCAAAAAUAGUUGUAUCGGUUGGACGCUAUACAGAGGAUCGCAUAAAAACGCUUACAAAGCAGAACAAAAUUGAUCCGACCAUUGUAACGUACUGUAUGCCUCAUCCGAGCCCGCGCAGCCUAAAUAACACAAAUUGGUGCGAGAAGGCCAAGAUUUGGCUUACGGAACACGGAAUUCUUCCCUACCUCUGUGCGUCGGAAGCAGAAACGGGAAUCAAGAUCUGA